This is a messenger RNA of Lodderomyces margitis, 603 nucleotides long. RefSeq names its product Duo1p (gene DUO1). The transcript has a single exon. Bases 1 to 603 code for a protein of 200 amino acids. The record is from RefSeq and is a predicted model, not a curated record. Lineage: Eukaryota; Fungi; Ascomycota; Pichiomycetes; Serinales; Debaryomycetaceae. Gene Ontology annotation, biological process: mitotic cell cycle. Gene Ontology annotation, cellular component: mitotic spindle; DASH complex.
AUGUCGAGCAAUAUACCAAUAUCAAGCUCCUCAACGAGCCAAGUAUAUACCAACACAACGAAUCAAAACCAAUUUCGACCAACCAAUGAUCCACUUACACCACGAGAGGUAGCUCUAAGCAAAGAACUCAAACAACUACGAUUAAUUCACACGAGACUCACAUCUUUUGCUUCGGCAAUAGACUCCGUCAAGUCAAACAUGUCGGAAUUCAACAAUGGAACCACUAAUGCCUUGAUUAUGAUGAAUAAAUGGAGCGAUAUAAUCUCACAAGCGAGCUUCACUCAUGAGAUGCUUAAUAAUACAGAGUGGCAUCCACAAGAGGAUGCGGAUGACGAAGAGGACGAAGGUGAUGGCUUUGAGAGCCAAGACACGAUAAGCUUUCAAGCAAUGGACAAGAAUGAUGAUGCUGAGCUUGAAUUGUUGCUGCGCAAAUUAAUGAAUUAUGAACUGGAAAAUAUGGUUUUGAACAAGCGAUUAGAAAAGGAAGUGAUGGCGAAACAGGAAAAGAGGCAUAGUGUUGAAGAACAAGUGAAUAAAAGGAGACGUGAGUUGGGGCUAUAUGAUGGGUCGAGCCUGAGUAGUAGAAAAAGACCCAUGCGAUAA